This is a messenger RNA of Caenorhabditis elegans, 548 nucleotides long. RefSeq names its product Late endosomal/lysosomal adaptor and MAPK and MTOR activator 1 (gene T27C10.8). The transcript is spliced from 3 exons. The record is from RefSeq and is marked reviewed. Bases 54 to 440 code for a protein of 128 amino acids. NCBI's taxonomy places the organism in Eukaryota, Metazoa, Nematoda, Chromadorea, Rhabditida, Rhabditidae.
CUUGCGUGGAAUUUCUAAUUUCGCUGGUUUAUCCGAAAUUGAAUCAUUUCGCGAUGGAAGAACCAAUGGAUCACUCCGGUAUUAUGAACGAUAUGAUGUCAUCUCCAGAUUCGAUGGCCGUUCCGAAAGCUUAUGACUACUCAACUAUCGUUGCUGAUAGAUUGAAUAAACCAUUUGACUAUAAGAAUGCUCAUUGUCAGCCAGCGAUUCAGCUGAACAAGAAGUCGUACGAAGAGAUUUUAGCUCAAUUGGAAGAAAUCUCAGAUGAAAGUGAUGACGAUGAUGAUGAGCUUAUCGAACUUCACGCUUCUGUUGGAGAAAGAUCUAUGAAGCUUAUGACAAAUGUUCCAAUAGUUCGUGCCUUCAACAUGGCGGAAAAUAGUUUGGAACGAACAGAAGCGACUAAAGAGGAAACCACCAAUGUUGUCAAAAUGCAGUAGUUGUCAGAAAAGAAAACGAGAUUGGAAAUAAAACAGUUUAAGUAACCGAGUAACAACUUGCCAGUCUUCGAGUAACGUGUCCAAUAAAUCUGAUAUCAUUGCCAAUAA